UCGCGCUUCGCUGGUUGCCAAGUAACGGGAGGAAAGCGCGCGCUAGAGAGGAAGAGGAGUCGCUUUCUUGCGACUGUGGCUUCCAGUUGUCUGCGGCUGCCUUUCACGAAGUGUUGUCUUCAUUCCGGCUCUUCUCUUAUCGAAAGAACGUCCGGAAUUUCUGUUGCAGUCUUAUGUUUCUUUAUUCAGAAAAAAAAUCUUUGAAUUUAGUUAUCUUAAUCGGAAAUAAGUGCAUACUGUUAUAGAUGACUGUCUUUCUUUCUGAAAUGCACCUCUGGUCGGUGAAAAGCAACUUAUAUGUUGAAGACAAAGAUAUUGGUGUCUAUCAGUACCACGAAAAGAACGAACCAGAGCCGCAAAUUAAAGUUGGUUAUUUAUAUGAGAAGCAACAAUUUGCAGAAUCUCGAAAUUAUCCUUGGGUACUUAAGAACAAACGUCCAGAAAAGCUUCAAGACACACUUAAGGAGCUAGAGGAACUGAUGCAAAACAGUCAGUGUGUACUAAGUAAAUGGAAGAGCAAAGAUGUCUGUCAGCUUCUCUUUUCUUCAGGUAUACUGGUAUCUCUAAGCCUUUCUGGACCACAGCUAGAAGAAGUCGUGAUUGACAGAGCCCUGAUGGGAAAGUUUAUCUCUAACACUAUCAGUGAUGCUGUGCUUACUGACACUUUCAUGAUCUUUUCAUUUUGGGAACAAAGCAAACUCUGUUUCAUUCAAUCCUCAAAAAAAGCAAAUUCUCCGGAUGUAAACAAAAGACUUGAAAAACUCUCAAACUUCGAUUUUAAGAUAUCUUACAUUGAUAUACCAGGACUAGGAAAUAGAAGGAUCAAGCGUUAUUUAACAAUAAAUAAUGUACAGAAUAUGGUUAUUUGCUGGUGGUCUGCUGCAAAAGAUGAACUUUGGCCUUGGUCUCCAGUGUCUAGCAAGAGAGAGAGAGCCAACUUGCUACUCUUGAAAUGUGAACAUGGCAACUUAGAGAUUCUGAAUUAUAUUCAUACAGAUGGGGAUCCACUUGAUGUCAGAUUUAGUAUGUGCAAUCCACAUCAGAUUCAUACUGUAGAACAAUCUGUGAGUGCAGACCAAAAACCCAUGGUUGACAGCUGCAUUUAUGAAUAUGUUAGGAAUAAAAUUCAUUGUGUGGCAAUCACCAAAAUACCAUUAACAUCAAAAGCCAUCAGCUGUUGCAGGAAUAUUACAGAAGACAAACUUGUUCUGGGUUGUGAAGAUUCUUCAGUAGUUCUGUAUGAAGCCUACCGUCAAGUAACUCUGGCAACAGAAGCAAAGCUGCUACCUGCCUUAAUGUGUUGCCAUUCUAGGGCUGCCGUAAUUCUUAUUGGUAGUUCACAAGGAGAACUACAGUUAUUUGACAUGGCACUGUCUCCAAUUAAAAUGCAGCUUUUAGCUGAAGACCUCUCACCCAAAUCAACACUACAAUUCAGUGAAAAAAUUGAGAUAUCCAGCAGCUUCAUUCAAAUCCAGUGGGCUGUCCCACAAGAUUCUUCUCAGGACAUAGAUGUUUUAGAUAUAUAUGAUCUUCUAUUAUUUAGAUUUGACAAAGGACCUAUUGGAGUGCUUCAUUUCAAAACCGGUAUCACCCCAAGAGGACAGCUUGGCCUUGUAGAAAUCAUCCAGGAAUAUAUUCAUCAAGAUGAGAUACAUGAGGCAAUUAACAUCUUAAAUGGCAUGAACUGGAAUACAAUGGGUCAUCACUGUUAUGUAAGCCUUUGUGCCAUAAUAAACUACCUUCUUCGACAAAAGCUGACACACAUUAGAGAAGCUCAACUGGAGGCAACUCUUGGGACAUUUUAUGCACCAACCCGGCCUUUGUCUGAGACAACUGUUUUAGCAUACAGGGACCAGAUCAGCAGAUAUGCACGAAGGUUCUUCCACCAUCUGCUCAGGCACCAAAGAUUUGAAAAGGCCUUUCUGCUAGCAGUUGAUAUAGGUGCUCGUGACUUAUUUAUGGACAUCCAUUACUUUGCACUAGAUAAGGGUGAAUUGGCACUAGCUGCAGUGGCAAAGAAAAAAGCUAACAACAUUGACACAGAAUCAAUAACUACUGGAGUUGAACAGUGUUGGCAUCUUUAUGAAGAAAGAAAAGCAUACAGAAACAGCUUUUAGUGACAAUGGCAGCAUUUUAGAAGUCCUCAAAGGCAUAAGACUUCUUGACAAAAUAAAACAAAGAUAACAAAUUAUACUAUAUUGACUAUUGAAAACAAAAAUCUAGAUCUUGACAUUUAUAUUGACAGUUAUGCAUUAUAUUCAAAGGAAUAUCCUCAAAUGGUUUUUAGAGACAUUUCCUUUAAUAAAUCAAAUCUAUCACCAUCUUAUUUGCAGAUUUUAUUCAAAAAUAUAUAUGUCAGUUCAUACAUCAACAUCUUUCAAAAGUUCAAAGUUUGCAAAAUUGGCCCUAUCUACAAUUGUAUGAAUAGUUAUCAAUGUUCUUAAUGUAUUUAAUUUUGGUACAGAUUGAUACAUCCAAAAUAUCUCCAUUUCUUGAGAUGUAUUAUUGAUGCAUAUGUAAGCAAAUGUUUAUGUAUAUCAAAAAUAUAAAGAAAGUCCUGGCUUCAGGAAUAUAAUUUUGCUUUGCUUUUCAGUCUUGUAUUUUUGAAAACAUGUGUGAAUGCUCUAUUGUUAAAUGCAACAGAUUAAAAUACCUUAUAUUAUAUAUUUUAUUACAUAAAAUUAAAGAAGACAAAUUUAUUUGGGGCAAACAUUGCAUUCUCAGGGUAAAUAUGUUAUUUUGAUCAUAGCAAAUUUGUUUGGGAAAAAUGUUAGACUUUGUGACCAUUUGAUUAUGACAUCAGAGAAUUAUCACUGGUCAUUUUGCAUUUGUUUGCCAAUGCACAUGUUUCUAUACUAAAAUAUACAUGAUAACAGCUACCUUUCAUUCUUAAUAUUUUCUGUGUUAUUCCAUUCACUUUCAUAACCAAAUAAUCCUUGAUCUGUACCCCAUUCUUUAAUAAGUGAUUUGUCUCUCUUAAAACUUAAAACAGAAAUAGUUUCUUCUUAUGCAGUUCUCUGUGUCCAUUGUAAUAAUCAGACUGGCUUAUGUAGUUUGAACAGACUAAAGUAAGACAGUAAAACAUUAGUUGUAAUGUGGUAAAGAAAAUUAAACCCUGAGUUUGUAAUGUGACCUACUUAUAAGAAUGUUGUUUGCCAAAUAUAAUAUAUAAGUUAAUGAGCAACUAUUUCCUGCCCAGUGAAAAUUAAGAGUGGGUUUAGCAACUCAGGCAAUGGAACAUUUGCUUGUUUCAUUUGAGAUUUGUUGAAGGCAAAAACUAACUAUCUUUUGCCUAUUGCCUGGGGACAAAUAAAUAUUGUUGAGUUUAAUUAGAUAAAAGCUUUUUAAGAGGCCAAAGUCUCAAAGGGCUUUUUAUGUUUGAAAUCCCAUGUGAAUGUAUUUAUAGCAUUAUAAGAUCAAAAUAGCACUUUUAGUUCUAAAAAGGUAUUAAGUCCUGCUCCUUGUUCACCCCAGCUUCUAUUCAAAGUGGAGACAGGUAAUAUGGACUAUUGCUAUAGAAUUUUACAUGAACUUUGUAUAUAAUCAUGUGAUAAUCUUCACCCUCACAAUAAUCUAGGAAAGGAGAAUGUGCCUCCUAUUUCAUAUAGACAGAACUGGAGCAAUUUUCUCAUUAUUUUGUUGAAAAAAUGAUUUUUUUUUUCCAAUAUUCCAACUGCUUGUUGCUCCAGGGGUGUCUGGAGUUUAGGUCUCUGACAUCACAGGUAUAACUUUUUAGUAUAACUGUAUCCUCUCGUUAAUAGCUGCCCUAUUCCAAUGCAACCAUGUGUAUUUAGAAUUCUCAUUGAUUUUCAGAAAGUUAACCCUAACCCAAUAAAGUCUACAUGAAACUGUAAUUUAAAAAAAACCCACUUGAUCUUAGCAAAAAUAUCAAUCUACUACCAACCCAAUAUAUUACAGACAUGGACCAAUAUAAAUAGCUGUCUGCCAUUGAUUUUAUAUUUAUUAUUCAAAACAUUAAUAUUUAAAUUGUGGCCAGCCAUCCCAGCACCAUAGUGCAAAGUUUGAGCUGUUGCCAUCUUCCUGGCCUCCAGUCACCUGCUAUCCUGCUGGUCUGGGCUCCACUCACCCUGCUGACCCUGUCACUCUGCACUCACUGGUCCUGCCAGCCCCAACUGGCUUUUACUGGCUUACUUCCACGAUGCUUCUGAAAGCCUUCAGAAAGCUCCUGAGGCCUUCCAAAGCAUAAUGACAAUGGCCUGCUUGAUUUAGAGCAGGGGUCCCCAAUCUCCAGUCCUUGGACCAGUAC
Crotalus tigris (Tiger rattlesnake) is the source of this 4267-nucleotide messenger RNA. RefSeq names its product WD repeat containing planar cell polarity effector (gene WDPCP). The transcript is spliced from 16 exons. Gene Ontology annotation, biological process: establishment of protein localization; nervous system development; cilium organization. The record is from RefSeq and is a predicted model, not a curated record. The coding region runs from base 246 to 2117 and encodes 623 amino acids. Gene Ontology annotation, cellular component: axonemal basal plate. Lineage: Eukaryota; Metazoa; Chordata; Lepidosauria; Squamata; Viperidae.